Lathyrus oleraceus (garden pea) is the source of this 482-nucleotide messenger RNA. Its product is annotated as LYR motif-containing protein At3g19508. The record is from RefSeq and is a predicted model, not a curated record. Bases 51 to 299 code for a protein of 82 amino acids. The transcript has 2 exons. Lineage: Eukaryota; Viridiplantae; Streptophyta; Magnoliopsida; Fabales; Fabaceae.
AAUAUAGAGCGACACUAGACGUAACAAGUAAUUGUUGGAAAAUAAUAGAGAUGGAGAAGGCGGUGAGAGCAUACGCAGAGGUUCUGAGACUUGUAAGGCGUUUACCAAAGGAUUCAAGGGGUUAUUAUGCCAAAUACGCACGCGAGAACUUCGUCAAUUACCGUGAGGUCGAUCCUUCUGAUUCCACAACUCUCCAUGAUCUCUUUCAACGUACCUACACUCAUUCCCUAUGGGUCCUCCAUAAGUAUUCGGUUGAUCAAUCUGCCGCCGAUAAGCUCAAGGAGAUAUGUCGCGGUUAGUGUUGUGCCGCCCAGCUGUUUGUUGUUUUUCCCCACUCAAACAUUUUCUAAUAAUUCUCCUAAUGCUUGUUGAACAGUUACAACAUUCUAUUUGUUUAUGAUGAUAUAUCAUACAUGGUUACUAACUGCUAUAAACAUGAGCAUGCAUGUCUAAACAAAUCAAAAUAAGAGUAACUAAGUUAA